GAGCUUCAUGUUUUCUGCGACGCGAGUCAGUGCGCUUACGGUGCUGUUGCCUUCUUUUGGAUUAUGUCGUCGAUGGGCCCAAUCUGCGCGCUCGUGUCCGGGAAGUCAAAGGUGGCACCGCUGAAGCUGCUCAGCAUCCCGCGCUUGGAACUGCAGUCAGAUGUGGUCGGCUCGAGACUCAUGAACUUCGUGCAGGAGAACCACACCCUCAAGAUUGCGGAACGGUUCAUCUGGUCAGACUCCGAAGUUGCUUUGUCGUGGAUCCAUUCUGACCAGCGAAAGUAUAAGCAAUUCGUUGCCUUUCGCGUCGGCGAAAUUCUGACGCUGACCAAGCAGAGCGAGUGGCGUAAGGUGCCAUCAAAGCUGAAUCUGGCAGACAUGCUCACCAAGUGGGACAACAAGCACAGUUUCGGGCCGGACGGGCCAUGGUCACGAGCGCCGGAAUUCAUCGAAGAAGCCAAGAGACUGUGGUCCAUCUCGAAGCAGCAGGUGCAGCUGAACACGCCCGAGGAGAUGCGAGCGAGUGUGCUGUACCACAGCAUCAUUGUCACCGAGCAAAUCAUCGAUCCUCAAAACUUCUCUCGCUGGACGGUGAUGGUAAGAUCCGUGGCGUGCCUGGCUCGAUUUCGCUCCAAUUGUCGCAGAAAAGCAAAGGGUUUGCCGAUUGAAGCACUUCCCCUUUCGAAGGCGAUGAAGGGGCUCGUGAACAGGACCGUGCCAACAGUUCCAGUCCCGCUGAAGCGGGAAGAAUACCAGAUGGCGGAAACAUACUUGUGGAGAUGGGCGCAAGCGGACUACUUCCCGGACGAGGUGACGACCCUUCUUAAAAACCUCGAACUCCCCGCGGACAAGAAGCUAUCCCUGGAGAAGAGCAGCGUGCUGUACAAGCUGACCCCGUUCCUGGAUGAGCAGAAAGUGAUGCGAGUUGACGGUCGACUUGAGCGAGCUACCAUGGUUCCGUUUGAGGUUCGCUUUCCCGUCAUCCUGCCCAAAGGUCAUCCCGUGACAACGAAGCUGCUGGAGCACUAUCACCAGAAGAUGGGCCACGCGUACUUCGAGACGGCAAUCAACGAGCUUCGGCAGCGUUUCUUCAUCCCGAACCUACGAGCCGAGCUGAAGCGGGUGAUGACGGCGUGCGUGAAGUGCAAGGUGGACAAAAGCGUACCGGCGAUCCCAAGAAUGGCACCACUUCCAGUCCAGCGUGUGACUCCACAUCAGCGGGCGUUCAGCUACACCGGGGUCGACUACUUCGGCCCAGUAGCAGUGACGGUCGGGCGGCGUUCCGAAAAGCGUUGGGUCAGCCUCUUCACGUGUUUGACCACGCGUGCCAUCCAUCUGGAAGUCGUGCAUAGCUUGACCACACAGUCGUGCGUCAUGGCUAUCAGACGAUUCGCUUGCCGGAGAGGAAUGCCCAUCGAGUUCUUCAGCGACAACGGCACGAACUUCCAGGGCGCGAGUAAGGAGAUCGUACGCGUGGACGCGGAAUGCAGAGAAGAGUUCACCGACGCCAGAACGAGCUGGAACUUCAACCCACCAUCAGCGCCGCACAUGGGCGGGGCCUGGGAGAGGCUUGUGAGGUCGGUCAAGGAAGCUCUGAAGGCGUUCGACGACGGGAGAAAGCUGACGGACGAAGUGUUGCUGACCAGUUUGGCGGAAGCGGAGGAUCUCAUCAACACACGUCCGCUGACGUACCUGUCAACCGAAGCAGGAUCAACUGAAGCUCUUACGCCCAACCAUUUCUUGCGAGGAGUGACGGCCAACGAUAGAGCUCAACGCGCUGAAUCGACCAGUCCAGCCGAAGCUCUCCGAGACUGCUACAAGCGGUCGCAACUCCUUGCUGACUGUUUUUGGAAACGCUGGAUUGCGGAGUACCUUCCGACCCUGAACCAACGGACGAAGUGGCACGCGGAGGCGGAGCCUAUUGCGUGUGGAGAUGUCGUCUACGUCGUGGAAGGCGCUAACCGCGCCAACUGGGUCCGGGGCAUCGUGACGGAGGUCUUCAAGGGUGCCGAUGGACGCAUUCGGCAGGCGAUGGUGAGGACAAGCAGAGGAGAGCUGAAGCGGCCGGUGAGCAAACUGGCGGUGCUAGAGAUCCAGGAGCGUAAAACUGGUGCGAAGGAGGCUCCACCCACCAGAGUUACGGGGCGGGGCGAUGUUGGCACCGCGAUGAACCAUCCUAGCGCAGCACGUGAAACACGACAGGCAAAAGGGAACGCACAAUAAGAACUCGGUGGCCGGAAAGGCGGUCCGCAACGAACGGCCGGGUAAACUGAGAAAAUAGGACAAAAACAAACCAUUUCAUGUGCAAGUUAGAAGUGUGCUCGGGCGAUCUCUAAAAUUAUUUGAUUUCUCCCUAAUCUGUGCCGGAUUCGAAUACCAAAAACAGUGUUUUGAUCCGGAUUAGUAGCUUUUAAUUAUACCCCACGUGGAAUAUUGGCCGAAGGCAAAUUUGUUACCUAAUUGAAUAUCGAUCGAUCGUAGCCUGUAAGUAAAGUUCAUUUGAUCUGGAGAACUUUAGAUUCUAAAACUAAUGCGAAAACUUUAAUUAUUAGUUAAAUACUGUGCCCGCCAGCAACAAUAGCACCAACAGAGAGUUGCAUCGGUACUUAAGGAAAAACUGCUCAUGUAAGAUAGUUUAUUCGCCCAAUUUGCUAUGAUACUAAAUAAAAUGAAUUUUUCUAGUUUUAAGCU
Culex pipiens pallens (northern house mosquito) is the source of this 2691-nucleotide messenger RNA. RefSeq lists its product as uncharacterized. The record is from RefSeq and is a predicted model, not a curated record. The transcript has 2 exons. Gene Ontology annotation, molecular function: nucleic acid binding. The coding region runs from base 64 to 2223 and encodes 719 amino acids. Lineage: Eukaryota; Metazoa; Arthropoda; Insecta; Diptera; Culicidae. Gene Ontology annotation, biological process: DNA integration.